This is a messenger RNA of Physella acuta, 1961 nucleotides long. RefSeq lists its product as uncharacterized. Lineage: Eukaryota; Metazoa; Mollusca; Gastropoda; Physidae. The record is from RefSeq and is a predicted model, not a curated record.
AAUCGUUUCUUUAAAAAAAAACGCAUUGAUGAGUUAGGUAGGGAAUUCUACAAUGUCGAGAAAUUGAAUACAUAUACACCAGCGAUAACCGCAGUAAGAGUUGAUCUAGUGUAGAACACGAAUAAUGAAGAAUAUACACCAAGUUUUGGUGUGCAUCGUGUGCACUAUUUGUGUGCGUACGUCGCACUCUCUUGAAGAGAAAGCUAAGAAUAAGACCCUCGAAUUCCACGGGCAAGGGGCGUCCUGUAUUACUAAACUCAGAGUCACCGUCACCAAGAUCGACAACACCGCCGACUACCGGGAAAAUACGCCGGCAUCGACGACGACGAAAAAGCCGACGACGAAAGUGAGCCGUAUUGAUACAAUCACAACCACAGUACAUCCGGGGAAGCCUGGGGGCGGGCAAGUCAACGUCGCAACCACGGAGAGAAACGACGGCAUUGCGACUGAUCAGACGACGAUGAAAACAACGGUAGGCAAGCAACCCGUCGAGCCCGUGACAGAUUCAGAAACUACAACCACCACCGAAGCGACGGCCGCCGAAACGACAACUACCGAAACGACAGCCGCCGAAGCAACAACUACCGAAGCUAAACAACCCACUGUACCUGAUACUACAAAAACAGAACCUCCUUUACCGAUUACUUCUCCACUACCCAAUAAUGGUACAGGACAGAGAAAGAGAAAACGCGACGCAUUAGAAGACUACUCUGAUUAUACUGAACAGGGUAUAACGGGGUACUCGACAUUAGACCUUACUGAUGCUGACAAAAAUUCAACAGUCGGGUACCUGUUGAAGAACGAUACUCCAGCUACCAUCGAAUCUGAUCUUAUAAGGGAUUCGAUACCCAUAACUGAUGAACCCAAUAAUGGUAUUACCUCCGAUUUUAUGAACCAAAGCGAUACAUUACAAGAAUCGAAUCUAUUAGGAACGGGUGUAUUUGACAAGAAGACACAAGAUGGUAAAGUCGAGACUGCGCAUGUUAAUGUAGGAUUAAGCUUGCCCGUAGAAACAAACACACGAACAUCUGAGAGUUUGAUCCAGAUUGAGAACAAUGAAGAUAUUGAAGAUGGUGAACUGAAGCUGAAUUUUGAGUUGAAAUCAGGCGAUGAUUUUGUUGAGCGGUUGAGUGACAGCAAAUCUCCGGAGUUUACCGAAGCGGCACGGAGAUACUCGGAUCAGUUAAGCUCAGCCUACGAAAACGUGACAGAUUUCAAGAGGAUUGAGAUUUUAGGUUUCAGACCCGGGAGCACCUUGAUAGACUACAACGUUAUCCUACAGCCGAGCCUAUCAACGGGGUUUAUCAUAGACACAACAAAGCUAAAGACUGACUUGGAGAGGGUCGUGUCAUAUCUUGAGACUAUCCCAAGUAUUGAUCUUCAUCAUCUUAAUGAGACUUACGUAACAACCGUCGCUUCAGCUAUAGAGAACGUGACGAAGGAGAUGCAGGAAAAAUGUUCAUUGGAAAACAUGUGUUCAAAACACUGUCAGACGGAGAAGGCAUCAGGACCUUGUAGCAGGUGCGCCAAUCGUAAGACGUUGAUCAGUUGCACGAAACAAAAUACCGGUGACUUCCUUGCAAACAGUCCAUUUAUUUUACUGCUGGUCAUCUGCUGUACAGUUUGUGUAUUGAUAUCAGUUCUGCUGUGUAAAAGGUUCAAAAAAGUAGACUGUCUCCCAAAGAAAUAAAGAAAAGAACUGAAAGAUUAUAAUUUGUUUUAAUGUAAUACGUCAAGCCUUACAAAAAUAUAUGUUUAGCUUGUUGGAUAGUAUCGUUGUUGGGGAGAUGUUGAUUGAAAUCUUAUGAGAACUUUAAGACUCGGGUGUAUCAUUAAUCUAACAAAGGGAGGAAUGUUGCUGUAUAGAUUUAUUUUACAGUUGGUAAUGGCUGAAUCCCUUUAAACAGAUAAAUUAAAAACUGAUUAUAAAGGAAUAAUGCAUAUAUCGCAAUGUAUCAACU